AUGUUGUUCUCUCUUCUAGGUUGUGGCAAGCUCGCCGUGAUCGGCCUGGGUGUUCUUGCUGUGGCCAAUCCCAUGCCAGCAAAUCCCCACCCAACUCCUACCAAGGAGGACAAACAUAACCCAGCCCCCAAAACGGUCACUGAGCAUAAGACCAUAACCGUGACCCAUCCCGUUACGGAGUUCAAGACCGCUACCGUUACCGUUACCAAACAAGGAGAAGAUAAGACUGUCACCGUUACCAAGGAAGGAGAGAAAAAGACUGUUACGGAGUUCAAGACCGCUACCGCCACCGUUACCAAGGAAGGAGAGAACAAGACUGUCACCGUCACCGUUACCAAGGAAGGAGACAAGAAGACCGACACCGUCACCGUUACCAAGGAAGGAGACAAGAAGACCGUCACCGAAUACAAAACAGUAGAAGGCCACCCCGUCACCGUAACGGCGUAUGUCACAAAGACUGCAGACUGUCAUGACUAUGGCUACGGCUACUAG
Molecule: messenger RNA, 492 nt
Organism: Endocarpon pusillum Z07020
Lineage: Eukaryota; Fungi; Ascomycota; Eurotiomycetes; Verrucariales; Verrucariaceae
Exons: 2
Coding region: 1-492 (163 amino acids)
Source: RefSeq, a predicted model, not a curated record